Messenger RNA from Brassicogethes aeneus, 1214 nucleotides. NCBI's taxonomy places the organism in Eukaryota, Metazoa, Arthropoda, Insecta, Coleoptera, Nitidulidae. The record is from the annotation of a GenBank genome assembly.
GACAGUUUAUCAAAAUGGAGAAUUAAGCAUAUUGUUAUUAAAGUGUAUUAUUGAUGAAAAUGGCUAAAAAAAGUUGUGAAUUUAACAAAUAUACAGAGGAUUUUGAUAUUUUGUGCAACGUUGAAGUUUUACAGAGUGUUCGAAAGAAGAAAUUUUCCGAUUGGAGAAAAAGUAGAUUUUUGUGUCUUUUGGACGAUAUAACCGUGUAAAAAAGAAUCAAAAUGUGGGGCAGCAUGAAUUUUUCUGUAGCGGGACCGCUCGGGGUUCAAAAACGAGGUUAUCAUGGCAUUACAAAUUUUGGUACAAUCAAUAUACAGCCGAACAAAUUUUUCACAAAUCCUACGUUUCUGGGUGAAGUCAAGAAAAAUAUACACGGGAAAACUCACAUAACUGACAUUAGGCGCGUCAACGAGGAUAUAGCCACUCCAAAUUCCAGUACGAUUAUCGAGAAUAUAAAAAAAAUCAAACCUGAUAUUAUUAUGAAGUCAGAACCUAUAGAAAUGUGUGCAGGGAAGAAUUGUAGAAAGCCACGAAGGAGGAAGCAUUUGAGCAAGAAAAAUAAGGAUAGUAUUGAUGUAAACACAAACAUUUCAAUGGACGUGGAAGACAAACCAAUGGUGGACAAUUUUAAUGUUUUUGUAUCACCUCAACCAUUGGUAUUGCAAGAUUUCAUAUCUGAAAGCUUGAAAAGUUGCGAUACAAUGGAAGUACAAGAAAAUAACAGCCCUAAACAAACAAUAAAUAUAUCCCCUGUAAUAAAAGAGAGCAUAACGUUCUGUAUAACCCCCCCAAAAAACUGCCAUAAUUUUCUCAGCAGAGAGAGACAAAUGUCGGUCUGCGAAAGUGAAGACAGCUUUGUAGUUUUUGAAUCUGGUUCUGAAGAUGAGUUAAAUUUUUCCGACAAUGAUAUUAGUAGUGGUGAUAGUGAAUCUGAUGAUUCAGAUGACUCAGGUUCAGAUUUUGAUUCUUCCGGAUCUGUUAUACCAAAUAAAAGAGUUAGGUUUGCCGAGGAAGAGGACCUUUGCGAAGUACACCCAAUGGUGCAAUGGGCGUACGCCUAUCAGGCAGCUAGAAAAGGACCUUGGGAAGUAUACGCGCGAGAUAGAGAAAGAUUCAAGAAAAGAAUACAAAAUACCGAAACCAUCUUAAGCCCUAUUUUUGACCAAAAACAUCGGGACAAAAUUUACGAAAACAGGUUCAAUAUUACAGAAUAA